UUUUUUUUUUUUUUUUGUACUCCGCAACGUACCGGCCACUAUCAUAUAAUGCUGCGUGUGGUUCAUCUUGGUGUAGAGGAGGCAGUAACAACAUUUAUGCAUAGUUGAAUUUUUAUGUGAUAAUGCAAAAUCUGUCUGAUGUUCUGGUGUAGUUUUAUUUCAGUUGCGUACAGGAGGAAGUAAAAUGAUUACUAGGUUUCACCCGUACCAUGGUGGCAAUAUUGUUUUAUUCGAUGACAACACCGUGGCCUAUCGCAAAGCAAGUUUUGCCAAUGCACUUGCCUUUAGUGAAAAGCCUCUUCUACCUGGGGAAAUCUUCCUUUUAGAGAUAGAGAAGAACGAACGCGGCUGGAGUGGUCAUAUGCGACUAGGGCUUACUCAGCUUGAUCCACAGACUGCUGCUGCUGCUGUGGGUGGUCUGCCGCAGUAUGCGCUGCCUGAUUUAGCCAACAUGGGAACUUCUUGGAUUUUUGCUAUUACUAAGUCUCAUAAUAGUAUUUAUGAGUACAGCGUAAUGCCAGACGGCUCCAUGCCGAGUUAUGAAAGACAUAAUGUGUUGGGUGAUGAACAUAGUAUACGAACGUCAAGAGGUUGCAUUCCUCGCAGCUUAUUUCGUUCUUCACCACCAAGUGCUGACCACCAGGUAUUGCCCACAGAUGUUGGCAGCAGAAUUGGUGUCGUUUAUGUACCUACGCAAGGAUUAGGAAGAGAGAGUAAUUAUGCUGAAAUGCAUUUCAUCAUUAAUGGAGAAGAUCAAGGGCCAUGCACAAUAGACAUACCAUACAAAGAAGGACCCUUACAUGCUGUUAUCGAUGUUUAUGGCACAACAAAGCAAGUUAGGAUUGUACAGUUAUAUGGAGUGUCUACACUGCAGAAUGCAUGUCGCGAUGCCAUAUUACAGUACAUCAAGAAGGCAUCAGUGGCAUCUUUACCACUACCAAAGACACUAAAGGAAUAUUUGUUGUAUAAGUCAUGAUAAAAGGAAUAUGCAAGUAUGAAUUGUAUCUGAGAGGGAGACGUGAUAUUUUACAUAUAGUGGAUGAUAGUCAGAAGCAGAUUUUCUUGUGCAUCUAUCCAUUACUUGUGUAAUAAUAUCCACUCUUGAUAUGAAGUGAUAGUCAUUUUUAUUUAAGAAAAUGAGGUCACUGAGUAAUGAAAUAAAGUCACUCAUGAUUCAUUUCUCAAAAGUAGCAACCGUAUUGCAUUUUGAACUGUGUGAACCAUCAUGAUGCUGGUAUAUUGGUAGAGGCAUUGUGAGGACGUAAAGUAACGCUUACACUUAAUGAGUCUGCAGUUACAAGUAAAUACGCUUACAUAAUCAUAGUGAACUGUAAAUUCAAAACUCACUCUGAAUAUCAUAUAUUGACACACAGGACUUCUCACAUGGAAGUCUGAGGUGUGUAUUGUUGAAGUGAUACGAAAGGAAGUUCUUUUGCCAGGCAAUAUUUUGUUCCAGAUACGUCCGUCUGUCAUGUAAAUUCAGAAUAUGUGGUUAAGGAAAAAAUUGCUGGUAACAGGUAGAUUAGUUACAUGAGAGCAUCUUCAUUUAAAUAAGGGAGACUGGAUAUGUUACUAAUCAUCCACUGCCACUUGGUGACAGACACAUUCUACCAAAAUACAUUUCAAACAGUACUGUAUAACUGAAGAUAAUAUUUUGCCUCGCCGCCAUCACCUAAGUGCUGUUAUAGCACUGUGGAACCACUAAGUUUGUUAAAAACUCAGUUUAAAUAGACAUAAUAAACUUCCUUAUUAACAGUAAGGUAACUACUGUCUGACUUGCAGAUUUAAUUACCUAUGACCUACCAAUUUAUGUUAUUUAUAUUUGAUCUUGAGAUGUUUUUCCUUCUUCUUUAAUGUUGCUGUCAUGUUUGCACUUCGAAACGACAUUUUUUGCACACUGUUACUAAAUGGGACACAUUCUUCUCUUAAAACUGGAUCUGCAUCUUUUUAUACUAUUUUGUUAUCAACUGUGUCCUGAUAAAUGAAAAUUCUUAGGUUGGCAGUUUGUAAUUUAACAGAAGUGGCUAAAGCUAAGAAACAAAAAUGUGUGAUAUUUUGUCUUAAGACAUUACCAUCAAAUGAUGGGUGGAUGUGCCAAAACUUGGGCUUUAGUUUUGGAUAUGAUGAAUUGACUUUAAGCCCCUUCCAUAUUUUCAAUAGUGUAGGAUGUACAUUAUUUUCCUGCUCCUUCUCUACAAGUAUCUCACGUAUGUCAUUUUGGGUGUUGCAUUUGGGCAUUUCCAUGCUACAGAUAGAGAUGUAAUGUACAGAUUCCUAAAUUUAUAUAUAUUUUUUCUUAAAAAAUGAUAACUGUCACUUUUACAGUUCAAUUAAUAACCUGUGGUCUGUACAGUAUAACGAGUUAUGAAACUGCAAUUUUUCCUUUCAUUUAUUGAUUUUGUAGAUUUUUUUCUGUGAAUAAAACACAUGUGACAUUUUAUUCACUUAUGUUAACUAUUUGAUCACACAGACAUUUAUUUCACAUUUGGCUGUAAUUUUUGGGCCAUGCUUUUCUGCCUCAAAUGUGUUGGAAAUAAAUUUUCAGCCAACUCAAAUUUAGUGUUGCUUUUCUCUUAAGAGGGAUCACUAACUUAACCCAAAAAGACUGAAUAAUAACAUGGUAUACACAGACAAGAACAUAAGCACUAAAUCAUCUUUAAUAAAAGACAAUUCACUGUAAUAGUAAGCAA
Messenger RNA from Schistocerca piceifrons (Central American locust), 2690 nucleotides. RefSeq names its product neuralized-like protein 2. The coding region runs from base 185 to 976 and encodes 263 amino acids. The transcript has 2 exons. Gene Ontology annotation, biological process: intracellular signal transduction. The record is from RefSeq and is a predicted model, not a curated record. Gene Ontology annotation, molecular function: ubiquitin protein ligase activity. NCBI's taxonomy places the organism in Eukaryota, Metazoa, Arthropoda, Insecta, Orthoptera, Acrididae.